CCCGCCCAGCUUCUCUGUCUCCACCAUCCCCCAAUUCUUUCUGCAACUCCUGCUCCUCCUCUUUCCUCUCUCUCCUGUGUCAGCAUGGCGGCCAUGGAGAUGAGGGUAUGUGAAACUGAGGGUUGUAGCAGUGAAGCUAAAUUGCAGUGCCCAACCUGUAUCAAACUGGGCAUAAAAGGAUCGUACUUCUGCUCACAGGAAUGCUUCAAGGGGAGCUGGGCAACUCAUAAGCUGCUGCACAAGAAAGCAAAGGACGAGAAGACAAAACAGGAACCCUCCAAGAAUGUGGACAAUGAUGUUAACACAGACCCAUGGCCUGGCUACAGAUACACUGGCAAACUUAGACCGCACUAUCCAGUGACACCAAAGAGGCCUGUACCAGGUUAUAUCCAGAAACCAGACUAUGCAGAUCAUCCAUUAGGUAUGUCAGAAUGUGAACAGGCACUUAAAGGCAACUCCCAAAUCAAAGUACUGUCAACAGAGGAUAUUGAAGGGAUGCGGUUAGUGUGCAAGCUUGCUAGGGAAGUACUGGACGUAGCUGCUUUGAUGGUAAGACCAGGGAUGACAACUGAAGAAAUUGAUCAUGCUGUACACCUGGCUUGUCUGUCCAGGAAUUGCUAUCCUUCACCACUAAAUUAUUAUAAUUUCCCAAAGUCAUGCUGUACGUCUGUGAAUGAAGUGAUCUGUCAUGGGAUUCCAGAUAGGCGGCCUCUGCAAGAUGGAGACAUUGUUAAUGUGGAUAUUACAGUGUAUCAUAAUGGUUACCAUGGAGAUCUGAAUGAGACCUUCUUUAUUGGAGAAGUUGAUGAAGCUGGCAAGAAACUAGUACAGACGACCUAUGAAUGCCUUAUGCUAGCUAUCGAUGCCGAAAACAAAGCUGUUGGAGUCAUAAAACCAGGUCAUGUGUUUACAAUUGAACCUAUGAUUUGUGAAGGUGGCUGGCAGGAUGAAACAUGGCCUGAUGGCUGGACUGCAGUAACACGUGAUGGUAAACGUUCUGCUCAGUUUGAGCACACACUCUUGGUCACAGAGACUGGCUGCGAGAUCUUGACUCGGAGGUUGGAAGACAAUGGGCGCCCCCAUUUCAUGAUGCAGUCCUAGGUUUGGACUGACAUGUGACUCACCAUUGUCCAUCAGUUAACUACAGUGCAAGAUGACUGAAGGAUUGUAAUCUAUUAAUUUUGCCAUUCUGCAGAAAUUACAACUAUGCUACAAGACUGCUACUGGAUCUGUGGUGCAUAUGUCAAAAAUAAACAGCAGUGUUUGAAAGGCUAAUGCUCAAUCUGGGACAAUAAAGAUGUAAAGCAUCUGUGGAAUUUAUCAGUUCUACAGGGAAACAGCAUUAGAAAGAAGGACCUCCCUGCAGCCUGAUGUUUUGUGUACACAUCAAAACACUUGUGUAUUAAUGCAAAACAUUUGAAGUUGAGAUCUGUUGCUGUACCACUCAGUUUCCUUUUGUGGAUGUUUAAUUAAAUGAUAGAAUCCUAAAACUGUGAUAGUAUUUGCUGCUUUCUUUUACAGCCUGAGUAUGUUUGUAUGUAGCUGGACUGGCCACUAAUGCAAGUGUGAAUCGAUGAGCUUUGUUGUUAUAGCAAAGCCCAGUGCACCAGAUUUCCAUUUCUUACUCCAUAUCAGCUGUCAGUUCAAUGUAUAACCAGAAAUUUUUUGUACAUCAUUCCAUUUACAAAAUUCAGUGCAAGCAUGACCCAGUGAGGGAGAUAUUUCAUGUCAAAGUACUUUGGGGGUAAAUAAAUGUAAAAUACCUAUUAAUAGCAUGGUCCCACUGAUAAACAUGUAAAUAUUUGUAUGACUUGUCUUGAUCAAGCAUGUCACAUGUUACUGAAUUCAUGGAAUGGAGAAUAUGACUGAGCUUCACACUUUUGAAGCCAUGGCAUUCAGUAAUCUGUAGAAGAUGUAGGUUUUCUAGUCAUUUUAUUUAACAGCAGCUGUUUUUUUCUUUCUCAGUAACUGCUUUUGAUUAUAUGCAGUGUUUGCAUUGUUUUUUCCCCUGCAGUACUACUGAUUUCAUCUUCUUGAAAUAUGAUUAAUCAGACACAAAAUACUGAGUGACAAAGGAAGCAGAAUAACUCGCAGCUCCUCAGUGGUCAUUGAUGCAUUUUGUAGUGGCACUUUGGAAACAUUUGCUACUGUCUGCUGUUUUAUGAAAAAAAGUUUUUUUUAACAUUUUGAGGGAAUAAAUGAAACACUGGAUUUCAGACAUCAUCCUGGCUAUGUACUACCUUUUCUCCGGAGUGCCUCAAAAGUUCUUUGUUUUUUUUAAAGUGCAGCCAUCAGAAUGACACUUCAAUUUCUUUUAAUAAUUUCACUAAAGAAUCACAAGAUGUUCAAGGACAGAUAUUUGUGGUGAUUUUAAUUGGACUGUAAAUCUCUAUUUUUUGAAGUGGAAAUUGGCUGCCUGAAUUCUGGUGUUAUAUUAAUGUGUAAGCUUAAAUUUGACAUGGUAGAAAUUUGGGGAAAACCAUGCUAGUCCGUUUCCUGUAUUUAGAUGUAAAAAAAUGCUUUGUCACAAAUGAAAGGAGGAAACCUGCAUUAAAAUAUGUUCAACAUUUAAAAUGGUGUGUUGUAGUAAAAUUUAGAUGGCAGUGUCUGUAAAUUUUACACAGUCUGUUUUGCACACGUCUUUCCACUUUGGUUGCAGUUGUUCGUAUCCACCGUGUAAAGAAUGUGGCUUCAAACAUUUAGCUGCAUUUGUACUAAUUAGAUUUUAUAAACGGACUGUGGAAUCUGUUUAGCCAGUUAAAAAAAAGUUUUAUAUUUUAGCAUAAGAUUUACAGUGUACAAGAGUGCUGGAAACAUGUUUCUCCAUAUCUUAUUCCCAGAAUCUGUUCCACUUUCAUGAAAAUAUCAUAAACCAGUUCUUGUUAGCCUUGUAACAGUGUUGCUGGCAGCAUUGUUUAAAACAGAUAUAUUGUCUCUUCUAAAGAAUGGUGAAUGAAUAAAUAUGUUUGGUUCAUUGUGCCCUUGUCAUUGUAGUUAAAAGUGCUCUAAAUCGAUAUCUUCAGAUUUUUGUAUGAAGUGGCACAGUUUACACUUCUUUAGGGUUUGUCAAAUUAAAAAAAAUUAAGUCAUAA
Messenger RNA from Protopterus annectens (West African lungfish), 3092 nucleotides. RefSeq names its product methionyl aminopeptidase 1 (gene METAP1). NCBI's taxonomy places the organism in Eukaryota, Metazoa, Chordata, Ceratodontiformes, Protopteridae. Gene Ontology annotation, biological process: proteolysis. The record is from RefSeq and is a predicted model, not a curated record. Gene Ontology annotation, molecular function: metalloaminopeptidase activity.